Messenger RNA from Penicillium lagena, 1044 nucleotides. RefSeq lists its product as uncharacterized. The record is from RefSeq and is a predicted model, not a curated record. Lineage: Eukaryota; Fungi; Ascomycota; Eurotiomycetes; Eurotiales; Aspergillaceae. Gene Ontology annotation, molecular function: NAD binding. The transcript is spliced from 2 exons. Bases 1 to 1044 code for a protein of 347 amino acids.
AUGACAACUUUCCGUCCACGUAUCGCUAUCACGCUCGGCGAUCCAGCAGGUGUCGGGCCUGAACUCGCUGCCAAGCUACUCGCAGACCCUAAGAAUAGAGCAAGAGCCGACCUACUUGUACUUUCCGACAGAUCUGAAGUCGAGGCAGCUGCUUCGGUUGCUAACGUGACAAUCCCCAUCUCCGAAGUCGCGGGACCAGAGAGUGUCAAAGUACUUGAUGAUGGAACCGCGCCCAUUAUUUCGAUUGAGCGAGGCAAAGUGUCAAAAGAAGCCGGCCAGCGGACAUUCCAUCAACUGAAACGCGCCGUUGCGAUGGUCAAUCGUGAUGAAGCAGAUGCUAUCGUCUUCACACCAUUGAACAAGACAUCGCUGCACAUGGCCGGCAUGCACGAAGAGGACGAGUUGAGGUGGUUUGCUAUGCAGCUCAAUCAUGAGGGUGCCACUAGUGAAGUGAAUAUUAUUCCAGGUUUGUGGACUGCUCGGGUAACGAGCCAUGUGGCCAUCAAGGACGUGUCGUCAAGAAUCUCGAAGUCCACUGUCUUUAAUGCGGUUGACCUUCUGAAUAAUUUGCUGACGGACUUUGGCAUCAAGAACCCACGUCUUGGGGUUUGUGCGCUCAACCCACACAACGGCGAGAACGGGCUAUUUGGGCGCGAGGAAAUUGAUUCGAUUAGGCCAGGCGUUGAAAUGGCUCAAUCAAGAGGAAUUGAUGUGAAAGGUCCUUUCCCUUCUGACACCAUCUUCGUCAGCCGAUCAAAUUAUGAUGGUAUCAUCACCAUGUACCACGACCAAGGACAGAUUGCCCUCAAGGUCAUUGGUUUUGAUGGUGGAGUGACUGUCCAAGGAGGCUUGCCGGUAGUGAUAGCCACACCUGCCCAUGGCACGGCAUUUGACAUCGCGGGCAAGAACAUCGCGAGCACGAAAAGCAGCCAAAACGCAUUAGAUGUUGCAAUUGCGGUGGCGAGCAAGAAGGCCGAAAGAAGGUAUACUGCGGCAAAGAUGCAGAGUUCGCAUGCUACUAAUGGCGUUACCACACACUAUUAG